Messenger RNA from Neurospora tetraspora, 3127 nucleotides. Its product is annotated as putative excision repair protein rhp3. Lineage: Eukaryota; Fungi; Ascomycota; Sordariomycetes; Sordariales; Sordariaceae. Gene Ontology annotation, biological process: nucleotide-excision repair; transcription by RNA polymerase II; positive regulation of mitotic recombination. Gene Ontology annotation, cellular component: nucleus. The transcript is spliced from 5 exons. Bases 487 to 2907 code for a protein of 806 amino acids. Gene Ontology annotation, molecular function: damaged DNA binding; DNA helicase activity; hydrolase activity, acting on acid anhydrides, in phosphorus-containing anhydrides. The record is from RefSeq and is a predicted model, not a curated record.
CCAACUGAGAUCCAGAAGUUGAUCGCCACAGGCCACCGCCAGGCAACCUUGGCACGUGCUUUCGCGACUUUACAGAUUUAUGAAAUAAAACGACAAGCGCAAUACAGACCGCGAUAAUAAUACAGGAACGCGCGGUCUAUGGGGAGACUGCAUAGACAAGGGAGGAAACCCUCAUUGGACAUCGAAGAACAAACGAACGACUGCCCCCGCCAAGACCCAAGAUAGAAGCUCCAGUGUGCAGACAACAGGCAGUGCAUCUACCUUAAAAGUUGACCUCGAUUUCACGACUUCUCGCUUCUCACCAAACCAGACAUCGAAAUAGAACAUCGAACGAUUUUAUUGAACAUCAGCCCCGUCGCAUUUCUCACCCCGGACAUCCGCGUCGGUUAGAUAUUCUGCGACAUAGUAGACACAGCGGUCUUCGCAGCCAUUCCUAAUCCCUUCACUUUGUCCCUGUAUCCAAGGCCGUGAUACUAGACGCCCACCAUGGAAUUCAACAUCGACGAUCUACCAGUUCUGUUUCCUUACCCAAGGAUAUAUCCAGAACAAUAUGCGUACAUGGUGGACUUGAAAAAAACCCUCGAUGCAGGCGGGAACUGCGUCCUGGAAAUGCCUUCGGGCACCGGCAAGACCGUCACCCUUUUGUCACUCAUCGUCGCCUACCAGCAAUACUACCCAGAGCACCGGAAGCUGAUCUACUGCUCGCGAACAAUGUCCGAAAUCGAAAAGGCCCUCGUCGAGCUGAGAGCGCUCAUGAAGUUCAGAGCCGAGCGGCUCGGGCACGAAGAAGAGUUCCGCGGUCUCGGUCUGACAAGUCGAAAGAACCUGUGUCUGCAUCCCUCGGUCAAGCGGGAGAAGAGUGGUGCCAUUGUCGACGCCAGGUGUCGCAGCUUGACGGCCGGCUUCGUCAAGGAGAAGAGGGAAAAGGGCGAGAAUGUGGAGACGUGCGUCUACCACGACAACCUCGACCUUCUUGAACCGCAUAACCUGAUCCCCAACGGAAUUUGGACCCUGGAUGGUCUGUUGAGGUAUGGUGAGGAGAAGAAGCAGUGUCCGUAUUUCACCGCCAGGAGGAUGAUGGAAUACUGCAACGUCAUCAUUUACUCCUACCACUACCUCCUAGACCCCAAGAUCGCCGAGCGUGUGUCCAAGAAUCUAUCCAAGGACUGCAUUGUCGUCUUUGACGAGGCUCACAACAUCGACAACGUCUGUAUCGAAUCUCUAAGUACCGACAUUACCCAGGAUUCACUUAUGAGGGCUACCAGAGGUGCUCAGAACUUGGAGGCCAAAAUCAACGAGAUGAAGGACUCCGAUCAAGAGAAACUCCAAUCCGAGUACGAAAAGCUGGUUGAAGGGCUCAAGGGUCUAGAUGAAGGGCGACAGGAGGAUGCUUUCAUGGCCAACCCAACACUACCCGACGAUCUGCUCAAGGAGGCCGUCCCCGGCAAUAUCAGGCGAGCCGAGCACUUCGUUGCCUUCCUCAGGAGAUUCAUUGAAUACCUCAAGACUCGCAUGAAGGUCCGCCAGGUCAUCUCGGAAACGCCACCAUCGUUCCUCGCCCAUCUGAAGGAAUACACCUUCAUCGAGAAGAAACCGCUCCGGUUCUGCGCUGAGCGUCUAACCUCGCUAGUCCGGACCCUCGAACUCACCAACAUCGAAGACUACCGGCCCCUCCAAGAAGUAGCCACCUUUGCAACCCUCGUCGCCACCUACGAGAAGGGCUUCCUCCUGAUCCUCGAGCCCUACGAAUCCGACACGGCCAAGACCCCGAACCCGGUCCUGCACUUCACCUGCCUCGACGCCGCCAUCGCCAUCAAGCCCGUCUUCGACCGCUUCAGCUCCGUCAUCAUCACCUCCGGCACCAUCUCCCCUCUCGAGAUGUACCCCAAAAUGCUCAACUUCUCCACCGUCGUCCAGGAAUCCUACUCCAUGACCCUCGCCCGCCGCUCUUUCUUACCCAUGAUCGUCACCCGCGGCUCCGACCAGGCCUCCAUCUCGACCUCCUUCCAAGUCCGCAACGAGCCCAGCGUCGUGCGCAACUACGGCAACCUGCUAACCGAAUUCGCCCGCAUGACGCCCGACGGCAUGGUCGUCUUCUUCCCCUCCUACCUAUACAUGGAAUCCAUCAUCUCCAUGUGGCAAGGCAUGGGCAUCCUCGACGAAGUCUGGAAGCACAAACUGAUCCUCGUCGAAACGCCCGACGCGCAGGAAACCUCCCUAGCGCUCGAAACCUACCGCACAGCCUGCUGCAACGGCCGCGGCGCCGUCCUGCUCUGCGUCGCGCGCGGCAAAGUGUCCGAAGGCAUCGACUUCGACCACCAGUACGGCCGCACGGUGCUGUGCAUCGGCGUGCCGUUCCAGUACACCGAGUCGCGCAUCCUGAAGGCCCGCUUGGAAUUUCUGAGGGAAACGUACCGCAUCCGCGAGAACGACUUUUUGUCGUUCGACGCCAUGCGCCACGCCGCGCAGUGCCUCGGUCGCGUCUUGCGCGGCAAGGACGACUAUGGAGUGAUGGUGCUGGCGGACAGACGCUUCAUGAAGAAGCGCCAUCAGUUGCCCAAGUGGAUCAACCAAGCUUUGCUGGAUGCGAACACGAAUCUGAGCACGGAUAUGGCGGUGGGUGCUGCGCGGGCGUUCCUCAAGCAGAUGGCGCAGCCGUUUAGUGCCAAGGAUCAGGAGGGCGUGAGUAUUUGGGGUAUGAAGGACCUCAAGAGGCAUCAGGAGAAGAUGGCGGAGGAUUUGAUUGUGGAGUUGAGGACACAGAGGGAGGAUGAGGAAAGGGAGAGGAAGAGGAGGGAGGAGGAGGAGAGGAGACGGUUGGAGGAGGAGAGGGACAGGGUUAGUGAUUAUGAGAUGGAUGAGGAUGAUGAGGCGGAGAUGAUGGCUCUGGAUGCGAGGAUCGGGUAGUGGUCGAAGGUGAAGGUGAUUUUUGAGUGGGAUAGAGUAGAUGAAGUGAAUUAGUUUGUUAUUUGGGGAGUUGUAGCUGUGGUUGAUUGUAUCACAUUGGCCAUAUCGUAGUGUAUACAUGCCGUGUAAAACAUGACGGAAACUUAUCACGGUUCUAACUGUUGAUCAUCAGUCAUUGAUAUGAAUUAUCCUAAGCUAGAGCUCCAGUCACAAGACAAGC